This is a messenger RNA of Cladophialophora psammophila CBS 110553, 4650 nucleotides long. Its product is annotated as adenosinetriphosphatase. Gene Ontology annotation, molecular function: ATP binding; ATP hydrolysis activity; histone binding. The record is from RefSeq and is a predicted model, not a curated record. Gene Ontology annotation, cellular component: nucleus; Ino80 complex. The coding region runs from base 1 to 4650 and encodes 1549 amino acids. The transcript is spliced from 4 exons. Lineage: Eukaryota; Fungi; Ascomycota; Eurotiomycetes; Chaetothyriales; Herpotrichiellaceae. Gene Ontology annotation, biological process: chromatin remodeling; DNA-templated transcription; DNA repair.
AUGAGGGAUCACCACAGUCUCAGCAACGGAAGACCUGCAGACAUGUCUUCGUCAGAGUCGAGGCCGCAAUCAAAAGACAAGCCAGACAGGGCGAGCAACCCCAUGUCCUUUGCAAGCAUCCUUGGCCCUUCAAACAACGAACCCUCUCCAAAAAUAUCUGAAGCGAAACUGCCUCCUCAGCGGCCGGCGACGCCACCAGCGCCGCCGCCGCCGCCUCCGCCCAAAGAGCCUUUUGUAGAAAGCAAGCCUGUGCCUGAGAUGCCACCUGUGACCAGAAUGCUCGACGUCAGCCCAAGUCAGACUUUGGGCAAUGGCAUCAGCAAAUCGCAACCGAAAGCAGAGGCAAUACACGCUCCCAAAAAAUAUGUCGCACCACCACGACCACGAAAGAUACUCACGGAGGGGGAGGCUGACAAGAUACUGAAAGCUCUUGCUGUCAUCGACGACACUAGUUUCAGUGACGCCGAGGAUGUCUCCUGGUCCGAGCACAAGGAACGAUACAAGCAAAGAACUAGGAAGAGAGCCGCAGAAGUGUACGAAGUCGAAUUGCACAAGCGCAAGCGCCGUCGUGGCUAUCUCCUGGAAACAUUCAUCCGAUCCAUGGACAAACAAGGCCUUAUUGCAGCUCAGCGCUUCCGUGAACGCUUCGAACCUGUCGCUGCCAAGGAGAUUGCCGACAAGGAUCACCAGAGCGAAAAAGAAAGAAAGAAAGACAUGCAGCGAAAACGGCGCCGUGAGCAGCAGAUCCGUCAUGAGCGAAACAGGCUGGAAGAGCUGGAACAGCGUGCAAGAGAUGCUGAAGAUCAAGAAGAGGCACAAAAAUAUCUGAGGCAAGCAGAGAAGUCCCAGGCUCGCAUAAAACAGACCACAGAACUGCUCGAGGGUGUCCCUACCCAGGAAGACAUGGAAGUACCGGCCCCGGCUCCAAACUACGAAGGUGGUGUUACAUCUUCAUUCCAGCUCGCCACGCCCGAACCUGGUGAGCCACCUAAGAAGCGCAGCAAGAAGGAACCCGGUGCUCCCUCCGCUCGUCUAAAGAAGUCCAAAGAAAAGAAGCAGGCCGAGAAAGAUGCCGCAGAAGCGGCUUAUGCGGCGAUGGAAAAGGAUGCCUUGAUCCAAAUUGCGCCCAAGGAAGAAGCGACCCCCGGCCCAUCUGGCAAGUCCAAAAAGUCCAAGGAGCCCAAGGAGCCCAAGGAGGUCCCUGCUACUCCUCCGCCACAGACAGUCAACUAUGAAUCGAAAGGAUAUGUUCAAAUCUACGAGCAGAUCUGGAGAGACUUGGCGAGAAAAGAUGUACCGAAAGUAUAUCGGAUUAAGCAAGUAUCUCUCUCUAUCAGACAGGAAAACCUCCGCAAGACUGCCAUCCUCGCAAGCAAACAAGCGCGGAAAUGGCAGGAGCGCACCAACAAGAGCAUGAAGGAUACCCAAGCACGGGCGAAACGUGUUAUGCGUGAAAUGAUGUCCUUCUGGAAGCGGAACGAGCGGGAAGAGCGAGAUCUACGUCGUCUCGCAGAGAGGAAGGAGAUUGAAGACGCAAAGAAAGCUGAAGCCGAUCGCGAGGCCAACAGACAGAAGCGGAAACUCAACUUCCUCAUCUCGCAAACAGAGAUCUACUCGCAUUUUAUCGGGCGCAAAAUCAAAACAGACGAAGUGGAGAGAGCCACAGACAAUGGAGAGGUUCACAGUUCCGGAGAGAAGAGCAUGCCCAAUGGAGAUCAGGAUCAAGACGUGGAUGACUUAUCACUGUCCAAGCAACACGCAAACGUCAAGGUCACUAACUUUGAAGACCUGGAUUUCGACGCCGAGGACGAGUCAGAGUUGAGGAAGGUCGCGAUAUCCAACGCUGCAAGCGCACUGCAGGAUGCACAAGACAAAGCGCGCAACUUCAACGCACAAGACUCCAUGGCUGCUCUUGACUCGAGCGAGAUGAACUUUCAGAAUCCUACCAUGGCAGGCGAUGUACAAGUCUCCCAGCCCAAGAUGUUGCAGGCUCAACUCAAGGAAUACCAGCUCAAAGGUCUCAACUGGCUGGUUAACCUUUACGAGCAAGGUAUCAACGGCAUACUGGCAGAUGAAAUGGGUCUCGGCAAGACCGUUCAGUCUAUUUCGGUCAUGGGCUAUCUUGCAGAGCAGCACAACAUCUGGGGACCCUUCUUGGUCAUCGCUCCAGCCUCAACGCUACACAACUGGCAGCAAGAAAUCACCAAAUUUGUGCCCGCAAUCAAGGUUCUUCCAUAUUGGGGCAGUGCAAAGGACCGAAAGAUCUUGCGAAAGUUCUGGGAUCGGAAGCACAUCACCUACACGAAAGAUUCCGAGUUCCACGUGCUCGUUACUUCAUAUCAACUUGUCGUUCAGGAUGCUCAGUAUUUCCAGAAGAUCCGAUGGCAGUACAUGAUUCUGGACGAGGCGCAAGCCAUCAAGUCAUCAAGCAGUUCCAGAUGGAAGACUCUCCUCGCUUUCCAGUGUCGCAACCGGCUUUUGCUCACGGGUACACCGAUUCAGAACAAUAUGCAAGAGUUGUGGGCUUUACUCCAUUUUAUCAUGCCCACGCUGUUUGACUCACACGACGAGUUCAGUGACUGGUUCUCCAAGGACAUUGAAAGCCAUGCACAGAGCAACACCAAGUUGAAUCAGGAUCAACUCAAGCGGUUGCAUAUGAUUCUCAAGCCAUUCAUGUUGCGGCGUGUCAAGGCACAUGUGCAGAAGGAACUUGGCGACAAGGUUGAAAAAGAUGUCUUCUGCGAGCUCACCUAUCGACAACGAGCGUACUACUCGAAUUUGCGCAGCAAGAUCAGCAUCAUGGACCUGAUCGAGAAGGCAGCUCUGGGCGGCGACGAAGAUACUGCCACUCUGAUGAACUUGGUCAUGCAGUUCCGAAAAGUGUGCAACCAUCCCGAUUUGUUCGAACGAGCAGACACAACUUCGCCGUUCUCGAUGUCGUAUUUUGCCGAGACCGCCUCAUUCGUCCGAGAAGGCUCCUUUGUGCAGGUCGGCUAUUCUGUCCGCAACCAAAUUCGAUAUGAUCUGCCUCGAGUAUUGUGUAAUGAUGUUGGGAGAUUAGACGCCGCUGGACCUAACAAUCCCUACGCCGGCUUUCGACGCGCUGGUUUCAAGACCAAGGGACUUGGUGGUCUGAUGAGGAUCUGGACUCCUGAGCACAUCAAAUCCUCAGCCGAAGACGACGGGGCGUUCUCCUUCCUGCGUUUCGUCGACACCUCCGCCGGUGAAGCCUCCUCUUAUAGCGAGUCUGGACCCUUCGAGCGUGCCAUACAGCUCAAGAGACAGCAGAGACGAAGGAUACACAUCUUUCAAGAUUCUGCAGAUGGAUCCGACGGGCCGCCGGCGCAUGCCAUGUUCAACAUUGUGGAAAACGAACCCCGACAGGCUCUCAGGCAACUGGAUCCCAACUCGAACCUCGCAAAACUUUGCAAUAUUUCCAGGGAUACGCUUGCGGAACACGGGGUCUCGGUGUUGGAACCGGCAGCCCGACCGAAAGCGUUGGCCCCGCCGAUUGAGGUCAGUUGCUUUGAUCAAUCCUCAAUCUCGGAUCGACAAUUGACCUUGUUCAACACGGAUGUCCGCAACACGCUGUACCCGCUAGAAGAAUCACUGGAGGAGAAGCUACUUGAGCGUGACGAGGAUCCUGCCAAUUUCCCGAUCUCCAAUAUGCUGCCCGCACCGGAAUCUGCAAAGGCCAGGUACACCAACAUCGCGGUGCCUUCGAUGCGCCGAUUUGUUACGGAUUCAGGCAAGCUUGCGAAACUGGAUCAGCUGCUUCGAGCACUCAAACAGGGUGGACACCGUGUACUCUUGUACUUCCAGAUGACUCGUAUGAUCGACUUGAUGGAAGAAUAUCUCACGUAUCGCAACUACAAGUACUGUCGAUUGGAUGGGAGUACCAAGUUAGAAGACCGUCGAGACACGGUGCACGAUUUCCAGACCAGGCCCGAGAUCUUUAUCUUCCUGCUGUCCACCCGCGCUGGUGGUCUGGGUAUCAACUUGACAUCUGCCGAUACUGUCAUCUUCUACGACUCGGAUUGGAAUCCCACCAUCGAUUCGCAAGCCAUGGACCGCGCCCACCGACUGGGCCAGACCAAACAGGUCACAGUGUACCGGCUCAUCACUCGUGGGACCAUCGAAGAACGCAUCCGCAAGCGGGCCAUGCAGAAAGAAGAAGUGCAACGAGUCGUCAUCACCGGCGGAGAUGGAGCUGGUGUGGACUUCAAUACCCGCGAUCGGCGUGAGAAUAGGACCAAGGAUAUCGCCAUGUGGCUCGCAGACGAUGACCAAGCGGCUCUUAUUGAACAGAAGGAAAAGGAAAUUGCCGAGAAGCCUGAUGAGGAGAACACAAGGAAGAGGAGCAAGAAGGCGGCGGCGGCGGCGGCGGCGGCGGCGGCGGCGGCUGCGGCUGGUGGAAGGAAACGAAAGGGCGAAAUGAGUUUGGAUGAUAUGUAUCAUGAAGGCGAAGGACAUUUCGAAGAUGCUUCGGCGAAACCGUCCGGGGCGGCAACUCCCGUCAGCGCAGCAGAGACGGCUGGACCGAAGCGUGGGCCUCGUGGCGGACGAGGCGUGAGCAAGAAGGCCAAGACGGCGAAACAGAGACUUGCCAUUGUUGAUGCCGAAGGGGAUCUGGGCAUGGGUGGGACAUGA